AUGGUGUUCGGAAGUCCAUUUUCUGAACAUUACCCAGCAAGAAUUUGGGCAUCCUUGCGUAAAAGUAGGAAAGGAAAAGAUUGCCUUUCUUCACUCUUUCACUUUGUAAACUCGACAAGGAUUUACGAUCAUGUUUUGAAGCAUAGCAAACGAUAUUGGAUCUUCACAGUCUUCGGGGGCUUCGCAUCAUGUUAUACAAUUAGCAACCUUUGCGAUAACGUCUGGAAACGGGCCAACAAGGGGAAACUAUAUAUUGAUCUACCAUACCAAUCACCUGAGGAAGACUAG
Messenger RNA from Theileria equi strain WA, 288 nucleotides. RefSeq lists its product as uncharacterized. Gene Ontology annotation, biological process: mitochondrial electron transport, ubiquinol to cytochrome c. The record is from RefSeq and is a predicted model, not a curated record. The coding region runs from base 1 to 288 and encodes 95 amino acids. The transcript has 3 exons. NCBI's taxonomy places the organism in Eukaryota, Apicomplexa, Aconoidasida, Piroplasmida, Theileriidae.